AUGCAGGGAAUGACGACUCAUUUCAAGACGAGUAAAGCAUUAAAGGUCAAGAGGGAGACGGGGGAGAAUGCUCCGGCGCUCAGCGACGAUGAGCUGGUGGCCAUGUCGGUGCGGGAGCUCAACCAGCACCUGCGCGGCCUGACCAAAGAGGACGUCGUGCGGCUGAAGCAGCGCCGGCGGACGCUGAAAAACCGCGGCUACGCCGCCAGCUGCCGCAUCAAGCGCGUCACCCAGAAGGAGGAGCUGGAGAAACAAAAGGGCGAACUGCAGCAGGAGGUGGACAAGCUGGCCCGGGAAAAUGCCAGCAUGAGGCUGGAGCUGGAGGCGCUGCGGGCCAAGUACGAGGCCCUGCAGUGCUUCGCCAGGACUGUGACCCGGGGGCAGAUCUCACCAGGCAAGGUGGCCACCACCAGCGUCAUCACCAUUGUCAAGUCCGCCAACCACAACAACUCCGGCCCCGCCCCGUUCUCGACCCCUUCCUAG
Messenger RNA from Menidia menidia (Atlantic silverside), 483 nucleotides. The record is from the annotation of a GenBank genome assembly. NCBI's taxonomy places the organism in Eukaryota, Metazoa, Chordata, Actinopteri, Atheriniformes, Atherinopsidae.